UUUAUGUGUUUUCUUCAUGCUAACAAGUAUACAGCUUCCAAAGUUAAGCCCCUUCCUCACAUUUAACUGUAAGAGUUAUCUCCCAUUUCCCAUAAUGCAACAGGGCAUCAGUAAUGGAUGCCUCCAUUGAAAAAUGUUCUAUCAGUGUUUAUGCUUCAAAUUGCUGUUCUUUUUCACCUUUGCAUCCAUCAGAAAAAAAUUUGAUUAGAUUAAAAGACUGUAAGAGAGGUAUUGUAUCACAUCUGUUGAAAAAUGGGAUUCGAUCUGGCAUGAAAGGAGAGGCUGAUGUGUUCAGUGAAGCAGACCUAAUAUGUAAGCGUGUGGGACUUUUCACUGUUGAGGAAACAUUUACGGUAUGUCCCUAUCACAGAGACUUUCUUGGUUUACAUUGGCGCGCCAAGACCACUUGUCAGUAUCCUAACCACCAGGGAAAUGCCAAGCCGUAUCGGAGUUUCAACUCUCUUAUGUCUAAGCGGAUGGUUUCCGAGUUUGGUACUUUAGUGCCUAUAGGUUCUGGAAUAUGCAGAAAAUGUCAUGGAGAUUAUUUGAAGCUUCCUUCAUCAACUGGAGAGGUUGAAGCUCCCAUGGAAGACAAGCAUGGCAAAGAUGAGACAGAUAUUGCAACCUCUAUCCAAAACCAGCAGUCUACAUGUACUGAUGGUACUGAAACAGAAGAUAAUGAAGAAUGGAGUGGUCGACUCCGUGCAAGAAGGACAGAGAUCAUAUAUGAAGUAAGUAGUGAUAGUCAGAGCAGUGCAGUUUGUAGUCAAGGUUCUAAUUGGAGUCAGGAAGAGGAAGCCCUACCCCUUCAUGAAAUUCAGUUGACUGAUGUGAACACAGCUAUUAACAUCCUAAGCCAGGGUCAAAUUAGUCCAUUGCGAUCAAGACUCAAUACAGAAUUGAUGAAUACUAAAGAACGAACUCUAAGGUAAACAAGAUAUGUUUGUAAAACACUUAUAAAACACUUAUGCCCCCCACCCCACAAAUUGGAAUUUUUCUAAGUCCAAGGGGCAUAAAUCCAUCAAAAAUGGUGCUAUUGUACCCAAAAAGAACUUGACCUAGAUAUUCAUCUGAUAUACCUGUAUACCAAAUUUCAUUUCAGUAUGUGCAACGGUUGUGAAGAAAAUGAACGGAAACUAAAUGGGCCGACCGACAGACAGCAGCAAAGCAAUAU
Saccostrea cuccullata (small rock oyster) is the source of this 1174-nucleotide messenger RNA. RefSeq lists its product as uncharacterized. The transcript is spliced from 5 exons. Bases 114 to 932 code for a protein of 272 amino acids. Lineage: Eukaryota; Metazoa; Mollusca; Bivalvia; Ostreida; Ostreidae. The record is from RefSeq and is a predicted model, not a curated record.